AUGUCUCCGAUCCGAGAGCUACCAGCACCUGUUGGGGUGGAACCGCCAAACAAGCUCAGCAUGAUUCUUGGACAUUUUCUGCCCCCAGCUGUAAACGUGAGAAGCAUUCAAUCCUUGGAUGGCCACCUGCAUUCUCUUCGUCUCCUCACACUAUCCAACGGUGCCCGGCUGCUUUUGAAAAGCGCUCCAAGAUCAACAACCCCGCUUCUACGACGCGAACAAUCUCUGCUGUGGACAGAAGCACGGGUGCUGAGCCUUCUGAAGCAGAGCUCAGUACCAUGCAUUCCCUCACUUCUUCAUUAUGAGCAGCAGAAUACCCGCCUUGGGCCGGCCUUCCUUCUGCGGCAAUACCUCCCUGGCCCAACAUUGGACGAAAUGGCAAGCCGGCUUACCACUCAGGGUCGGCAGGACAUCGACCGGCAACUGGGCUUCUUAGUAAAUGUGAUCGGGCAACACAUUGCCCACAAUUUCGGGUCUCUUGAACAGGUCGCUUUGGGAACAGGGACACGAUCAUGGCGGGAAGCCUUCCUUGCCCUGUUCGAAAGUAUUCUUCGUGACUCGGAAGAUGUCUUUGUUCAUCUACCCUACGCAGAGAUCCGACAUCAGAUCUGUCGGUUGUCCCCAGUCUUAGACGACGUCAAAGUACCACGGCUCGUGAUAUGUGAUUUUGGGCGACCCUCGACCGUACUACUAGACCCGGUUUCAAAGAAACUAUUAGGGGUUGUGGGGCUCGGCAGUGCACUCUGGGGCGAUGUAUACCUGGCGCAAAUCUUCGAAGACCCAUCCCCGGCCGUGCUGGAUGGGUUUGCAUCGCGACAUAUAGGAAGUGAGCCGCAUUCGAUUCGACAGUUAUUUACUAUCGAAACCGAGACUCGAGUGCAGAAAUUGAAGCAAGGAGGCGCUUGA
Messenger RNA from Aspergillus clavatus NRRL 1, 906 nucleotides. RefSeq lists its product as uncharacterized. The transcript is spliced from 2 exons. Lineage: Eukaryota; Fungi; Ascomycota; Eurotiomycetes; Eurotiales; Aspergillaceae. The record is from RefSeq and is a predicted model, not a curated record. Bases 1 to 906 code for a protein of 301 amino acids.